Messenger RNA from Lutzomyia longipalpis, 522 nucleotides. RefSeq names its product dynein light chain Tctex-type protein 2B. Bases 89 to 502 code for a protein of 137 amino acids. Gene Ontology annotation, molecular function: dynein intermediate chain binding. NCBI's taxonomy places the organism in Eukaryota, Metazoa, Arthropoda, Insecta, Diptera, Psychodidae. The transcript is spliced from 3 exons. The record is from RefSeq and is a predicted model, not a curated record. Gene Ontology annotation, biological process: microtubule-based movement. Gene Ontology annotation, cellular component: cytoplasm; cytoplasmic dynein complex.
UUGCCACCCCUGCAUUAUUUGUUUGGUUUCUUGGAUGGAAGAAAUUAGUUGUUGUAUUGAUUUCAUUUUGCGGAAAAUAACUGAAUAAAUGGAGAAAAUAGCAGUGAAAAGUGAUACAAAUGCAACAACAAAUGAAAAAAUUCCCGACGGAAAUACCUUCCUGAUAAAACCAACAUUAGAGAACACCUUUCAGACGUUUCAAGUGAAGGAAAUCAUUAAGGAAUGUUUAACCAGCAUCCUCACUGACAAAAUCUACUCCAAAGAAGAAGUUCCUGUCUGGACGAAGCAGAUUGCAGAUGAUGUGAGCAACAAAAUUGUAGAUCUGAAGAUGAAGAGGUACAAGCAUGUGGUCACUGUGACCCUUGGGCAGCAGCUAGGAGCUGGAUGCAAAUACAUUUCUCGCUGCAGAUGGGAUGCAGAAUGUGAUAGCCAGGUGUCGGAUGUGUUCACAAAUUCCAGUCUCUUUUGCGUAGUAACAGUCUUUGGAGUUUAUUUAUAUUAAAUAAACACAAUAAUAUUUAA